AUGGAAAUCAGAACCACAACCCAGUUAGCAAAUUUCUUGCAACUUUGCAUCGACAAAAAAUCUCAUACAAAAGGAAAGCUCCUCCACGCUCAUAUCCUCCGGACUGGUCUCUUCGCCGACACCUUUCUAUCAAACCGCUUAAUCGAGCUUUAUCACAAAUGUGGUCGCUUAAUAACCGCACGCCGGGUGUUUGAUAAAAUGCCACACAAGAACCUUUUUUCAUGGCACGCAAUGCUAAGCGCCUUUUGCAAGACCGGUGAUAUCGACGAAGCACACAAACUGUUUGUGAAAAUGCCCGAGAGAAACUCUGUGUCGUGGAACACUUUGAUCAGUGCCUUAGUUCACAAUGGGUCGGAUCAGAAAGCAUUGAACUUGUAUCACGCCAUGAACAAAACAGGUCUCUUGCCUACAAAUUUCACAUUAGCUAGUGUCUUAAGUGCGUGUGGAGCACUCAAAGAUUUCAUCUGUGGUUGUGAAUGUCAUGCGUUUUCUACCAAAAUUGGGCUUGAUAAGAACAUAUACGUUGGUAAUGCUUUGUUAGGUAUGUAUGCAAAAUGUGGCCAUAUACAUAAUGCAAUCAAGGCUUUUGAAGACUUACCUGAAGUCAAUGAGGUUUCUUUUACAUCCAUGGUAGGGGCAUUAGGGGAAACUGAUCAUAUAAAUGAUGCUUUUCACAUGUUUCAAUCAAUGCAUAGAAUUGGGAUACAGAUUGAUGCAAUAUCAAUGUCUAGCAUCCUUGGUGUAUGUGCUAGAAGUGGGAAUAAUGAGUUAGGGCAACAGUUUCAUGAUCUCACAAUUAAACUUGGGUUAGAAAAAGAUUUACACUUGAGUAAUUCAUUGUUAGACAUGUAUGCAAAAAAUGGAGAUAUGAAUAGUGCUGAAAUUGUGUUUAACAAUCUGUCUCAAGUUAGUGUUGUUUCUUGGAAUGUUAUGAUUGGUGGAUAUGGUCAACAACAUGAAAUAAAAAAGUCAAUAGAUUGUUUGAAAAGAAUGGAAAGAUUCGGUUUAAAACCAGAUGAAGUAACCUACAUAAAUAUGCUCACGUCAUGUAUCAAAUCUGAAGAUAUUGAAACUGCUCAUGAGAUAUUCAAUAAGAUGAAAUUUCCAACUUUAAGUUCUUGGAAUACUUUGCUUUCAGGGUAUUCCCAGAUUGGAAAACAUAAAGAAACUGUUAAACUUUUUAGAAAUAUGCAGUUUUGUAAUGUGAAAGGUGAUCGAACCACUUUUUCUGUUGUUUUUAGCUCUUGUGCUUCUUUGGGACUUUUGAAAAGUGGAACACAAGUUCAUGCAUCAUCAUUAAAGAUUCAUGUUGAUGAUGAUAUUUAUGUUGCUAGUGGACUUAUCGGGUUGUAUUCUAAAUGCAAUAAGAUCAAUCUUGCAAAAAUUAUAUUUGAUAGAAUGAAUACUCAAGUUGAAGAUAUUGUUUGUUGGAAUUCUAUGAUGUUAGGAUUGUCAAUCAAUAAUCUUGAAAAUGAAUCCUUUGUUUUAUUCAAGAAACUUCUAGAAACCGAAAUGAUUCCUUCUCAAUUCUCUUAUGCUACUAUACUAAGUUCUUGCACAAAGCUAUUAUCUUUAUCUCAAGGAAGACAAAUUCAUGCUCAUGUGUUGAAACAAGAAAUGGAAAUCGAUGUUGUUGUUGGAAGUGCUUUAAUUGAUAUGUAUUCAAAAUGUGGAGAUGUAAAUGAUGCAAGAUUAGUUUUUGACACAAUGAUUACAAAAAACACGAUUACAUGGAAUGAAAUGAUUCAUGGGUAUGCACAAAAUGGACAAGGAGAAAAAGGGGUUUUACUUUAUGAAGAAAUGAUCAAUGAGAAUAAAUUAAAACCUGAUUCGAUAACUUUUAUUGCUGUUUUAACUGCUUGUAGUCAUUCAAGGUUGAUUGAUUACGCGAUUAAAAUAUUUAACUCAAUGUUUCAAGAACAUGGAAUUGAACCUGUUUCGGAUCACUACACUUGUGUGAUUGAUGCUUUGGGACGUGAUGCUAGGUUUGAUGAAAUCGAGGGUAUUUUAGGUAAUAUGCCGUGUGUGAAUGAUCCGAUUGUGUGGGAAGUUCUUCUAAGUUGUUGUAGAGUUCAUGGUAAUGUGAAGUUAGCAAGAAGAGCAGCUGAAGAGCUUUUUAGGUUAGAUCCUUGUAAUUCGGCUCCUUAUGUGCUUUUAGCAAAUAUGUAUUCUUCUUUGGGGAGAUGGGAUGAUGUAAGGAAGAUUAGGGAGUUGAUGAUUGAAAAGAAAGCAGUAAAAAAUCCGGGGUAUAGUUGGGUUGAACAUAAAGAUGGGAUUAAGGAGUUUAAUGUUGAAAAAUUUGAACAAGUGAGUGAUGAACGAUAUUGUUUGAGUGGGUGA
This is a messenger RNA of Lactuca virosa, 2340 nucleotides long. The record is from the annotation of a GenBank genome assembly. NCBI's taxonomy places the organism in Eukaryota, Viridiplantae, Streptophyta, Magnoliopsida, Asterales, Asteraceae.